Molecule: messenger RNA, 3437 nt
Organism: Coregonus sp. 'balchen'
Lineage: Eukaryota; Metazoa; Chordata; Actinopteri; Salmoniformes; Salmonidae
Source: the annotation of a GenBank genome assembly
UUGGUGUUCCCAAAUGGUCUGUCCAGUGAAUACUCUCUAGUUAUCACCUUCCGGCUGAGGAAAACCACAAAGAAAGACCGCUGGUAUCUGUGGCAGAUAUUCGACCAGACGGGAGGUACCCAGGUAGGUCAGAGUCCACUAAAAUUAUAUUGAUGAUGUCUGGAUGUAUAGGAUUGAAGUGGGUUUGCAUGUAUAUUGACUGGUUGGUUGAUUUAUUGAUUGGUUGAUUGACUGAUCAGUCGAUCGCUCACUCACUCUGCCAGUUGGCUGGCAGGUCGGUCAGUCCAUCGGCUGGUUCGCUGGUAGGUCGGUCGGUCGGUCGGUCGGUUGGCUGGCUGGUAGGUCGGUUGGCCGGUAGGUCGGUCAAGUCGGUUGGCCGGUUUGUUGGUAGGUCGGUCUGUCGGUUGGUUGACCAUUGGUUAAUUUAUCAAAGUUUUCAUGCCAUGACUGAUGCUUGUAUCUACCAUGACCCAGAUGGUAAUGGUAAUGAAUGGAAGGUAACACUUUACCGGCAGGUAUAAAGCUUUGUAACAUGUUAUGAGCUGAUAUAAUGUCUUACAAUCUCCUCCGGCUCUACCUUCAGGUGUCCGUAGUGUUGGACGGUGCUAAACGAGAAGUGGAGUUCUCAGCCCGGGGCCUUCUGAAGAACAGCCUCCACUACACCUUUAAGAGCCGAGACCUGCACACACUGUUUGACCGCCAGUGGCACAAGCUGGGUGUGGCGGUCCAGAGCAGCAUCGUCUCCAUCUACAUGGACUGUAAACUAAUAGAGAGGAGGCUGACAGACGAGAAGGAUGAAAUUGACCCCAUCGGAUAUACGCUAAUUACGACCCGGGUGGAGGAUGGACGGCCUGUAGAUGUACGUUUAGGUCUAAAGACACAAUCUGGAAAUAUAACCAUUCUGAAAUGCAUAGACGGAGCAAUGGAUAAAAUGACUGACAGUCCAUGAGAUCGACAUGAUAGUUUUAAACAGUAAUUAGAAGCUAUAUAUAGUUGCCUUCAAGGGCAAUAUCUAGAAGGGUCCCAGCAAACUGGGAACAUUCCCAGAACAUUAACUAAGAUUCCCAUUAAGUUCUAGUUAGGGUUUUAUCUAAAAUUAGGAUGAUAAGAUCCCUUUUGAUUACAAACAUUUUUAUUUAAAAAAAAGAUGUAUCCUAACAUUCACUAAAAUGUUGUGCACAACAUAUGUAACAACCAUCACAGAACAUUACCCAAAAGUUCUCAUUAGGUUCCGGGUAAUGUAAUAACACAAUGUACCAGUAAUGUUUUCCCAGCAAACCAGAAUUGGUUCUGUGAAAGUUCCCAGAACAUUCGUUAGGUCGUGGCAAAUGUUCUCAUAACACAAAAACUGUCCAUUCGUGGUGAUGAUUAGAGAAUGUUUGUAUAAAACAUUUGCCUGAUGUUGCAAGAACUUUCCUAUAACACAUUUAAUCUAUUCGUUAAAGGUUCCCAGAAAGUUUCAUUAGGUUGUGGGAACGGUCUGGUGGGAAUAUUGUGGGGACAUCACAAAAGAUAUGUUCCCAAAACACAAAAACUGUCCAGUUGUGCGGAUGAUUCUACAAUGUUUAUUUUAGAGUGCAAAACACCUUCAUCUGAUGUAACAAGGAUGUUCCCAGGUGGUAAGGGUAGGCAACAACACAUCUGCCACGCUGAUCCUCAACACGGGGGCCCCUCAGGGGUGCGUGCUUAGUCACCUCCUGUACUCCCUGUUCACCAACAACUGCGUGGCCAAAAUUCACCCAAUUUAUUGUGGGAAGCUUGUGGAAGGCUACCCGAAAUGUUUGACCCAAGUUAAACAAUUUAAAGGCAAUGCUACCAAAUACUAAUUGAGUGUAUGUAAACUUCUGACCCACUGGGAAUGUGAUGAAAGAAAUAAAACCUGAAAUAAAUCAUUCUCUCUACUAUUAUUCUGACAUUUCACAUUCUUAAAAUAAAGUAGUGAUCCUAACUGACGUAAAACAGGGCAUUUUUACUAGGAUUAAAUGUCUGGAAUUGUGAAAAACUGAGUUUAAAUGUAUUUGGCUAAGGUAUGUAAACUUCCGACUUCAACUGUAGCCUCUGUAUUGUAUUUUAUUGUGUCAUGUUUUUUUUAGUUUUUUUUAAACUUUAGUUUAUUUAGUAAUUUAUUUUCUCAACAAUGUUUCUUGAACUGCGUUGUUGAUUAAGGGUUUGUAAGUAUUAGGCCUGAUCACGACAACGAUGAGUCAGCCUAUAGGGAGGAGGUCAGAGACCUGGCAGUAUGAUGCCAGGAAAACAACCUCUCCCUCAACGUGAGCAAGACAAAAGAGCUGAUCGUGGACUACAGGAAAAGGAGGGCAGAGUAUGCCCCAUUCACAUCGAUGGGACUGUAGUGGAGGGGGCCGAGAGCUUCAAGUUCCUUGGUGUCCACAUCACCAACAAACUAUCAUGGUCCAAACACACCAAGACAUUUGUGAAGAGGGCACAACAACUCCUAUUCCCCCUCAGGAGACUGAAAAGAUUUGGCAUCGUUCCUCUCUCUGUCAUAUACUGUUCUCACUGCUACCGCACGGCAAACGGUACAGGAGCACCAAGUCUAGGUCCAAAAGGCUCCUUAACAGCUUCUACCACCAUGCCCUUUUUAUUGUGUUGCUUUUUUCUUACUUUAUUUGAUUUGAUUUCUUACAGUUUUUUGGGGGGAGGGGGGGGGGGGGAAUCUGCAUUGUUGGUUAAGGGCUUGUAAGUAAGCAUUUCACAGUAAGGGCUACACCUGUUGUAUUCGGCGCAACUGACAAAUAACAUUUGAUUUGAUAACUGAAUGUCAGCACAACUGGACAGUUUUUGUGUUUUGGGAACAUAUCUCUUGUCAUGUCCACACAAUGUUACCACAACCUAAUGAAAUAUUCUGGGAACCUUUAUAGAACAGACGAAAUGUGUUCUGGGAACGUACUUGUAAUAUCUCAUGUUUUUUUGCACCCUAAAAGAAACAUUCUAGAAUCAUCUGCACAACUGGACAGUUUUUGUGUUUUGGGAACAUAUCUUUUAUGAUGUCCCCAUAAAGUUCUCACCAGACUGUUCCCAUAACCUAAUGAAACAUUCUGGGAACCUUUUAAGAACAGUUAUUGGACGUUAUUGAAACAUCAGGCGAAUGUUUUAUACAAACUAUCUAAAAUCAUCACCACGACUGGACAGUUUUUGUGUUAUUAGAACAUUUUCCGCAACCUAACGAAUGUUCUGGGAACUUUCACAGAACCAAUUUUGGUUGGCUGGGGUUGCUUAGUAUCAGUCAAAACAACAGGUUCGAUUUUUCAAAAUAUAUACAGUAUAGUUAGCAUUUUUUUAAAGUUUGUUUUUCUCUAUAUCUGAAUCAUAAUGUCCCUAACAGAGGUCUUUCUCUCCAGAUCGAACUACAACAAAUCCUGAUCUACUGUGACCCAUACCUGGCUGAGAUGGAGAACUGCUGUGAGCGGGCAGGAUCC